Molecule: messenger RNA, 3697 nt
Organism: Maylandia zebra (zebra mbuna)
Lineage: Eukaryota; Metazoa; Chordata; Actinopteri; Cichliformes; Cichlidae
Source: RefSeq, a predicted model, not a curated record
AGCGUCAUCGUGACGUUUGACGUAUGAAAGUGCGUGCUGACGCUGCGUGGGGCCGUUUUCCCUCCUCGUUGACAAAGCUGUGCGGUGGAUGUUGAGCUAAAGCGCUUCCAUCGCUGAACUUUCUGACUCUGUAGCUUGGUCAGUGUGGACGGAAGGCAAACAGAGAGGCGGGUGUCACAUUGGUGUUAAAGAGACUUAUGCUGUCCUGCUAGCAGGGCAAGAUGUUCAACAAAUCAUUUGGGACUCCCUUCGGUGGCGGGGCGGGAGGAUUUGGCACCUCGUCCACCUUCGGUCAGCAAAACACGGGCUUUGGGGCGGCGGGAGGCUUCGGCACGUCUGCGUUCGGGGCGACGACAAACACUGGAGGACUGUUUGGAUCCACGCAGAAUAAACCAGGUGGGCUCUUUGGGUCCAGCACGUUCAGCCAGCCGGCAACUUCCUCCACCAGCACCGGCUUCGGUUUCGGCGCAGCGAGCGGCACCUCCACCAGCCUGUUUGGCAACACUGGCACAGGCACCACCGGCGGACUCUUCUCCCAGCAGAACAAUGCUUUCGGUGCCAAGCAAGCCACCUCGUUUGGAAGCUUCGGGACGAGCACCAGCAGCAGCGGCGGCCUCUUCGGCUCCACCAACACCACCUCCAACCCGUUCGGCGGGGCUACGUCCCUGUUUGGAGGUUCGGGGUUCUCCGCCACUCAGCAGCCGGGAACGACCGUGAAGUUCAACCCUCCGACAGGAAGUGACACAAUGGUGAAGGCGGGCGUGACAACGAGCAUCAAUACGAAGCACCAGUGCAUCACUGCCAUGAAGGAGUACGAGAACAAGUCUCUGGAGGAGUUGAGGCUGGAGGACUACCAGGCGGGCAGGAAAGGCCCAACCAACCCGAUGGCCCCGGGAACCGGCAGUCUUUUCGGCCAGGCCACGGCCACGCCCAGCGCCACCACCGGCCUCUUCGGAUCCUCGGCUCCCAACACCAGCUUCUCCUUCGGCCAGAACAAGAGCACCUUCGGAGGGCCAACUACCGGCAGUUUUGGCGCGACCACAGGCGGCCUGUUCAGUCAGCAGACCCAGCAGCAGGCCGGCAGCCUCUUCAAGCCCUUUGGUGCGACCACCACCGCCCAGAGCACCGGCUUCUCCUUUGGAAACACCAACACGAUAGGACAGGCCAACACCAACAGCAUGGGUUUGUUUGGGAACACGGCGGCGUCUCAGUCGGGCGGCUUGUUCGGCUCAGCGCAGACCAGCACCGCCACUGGUUUCGGGACAGCCACGGGCCUGUUCGGCCAAACCAACACUGGAUUUGGGAAUGUCGGCACUCAGAGUUUAUUCGGUAACAAGACAGCCGGGUUCGGCACCACCACCACCAGUGCCCCGUCCUUCGGCACCACCUCCGGCCUUUUUGGGAACAAGCCCACCCUCACACUGGGAACCGGAACCAACACCUCCACCUUCGGUUUUGGUGCAAACCCUGCUGGAGGAGGACUGUUUGGGAACAAGUCCACCACUGGAGCGCUGGGGACCGGACUGGGAACCAGCUUCGGAACAGCAGUCGGCCCCGGGCAGACACUGUUUGGCAACACUCAGAACAAACUGGGCACCACGCUGGGAACGAUGGGAACGUUCGGAACAACUGGGUUCAACAGUGGAACGAGCACCCUGGGAUUCGGAGCGACGCAGCCCGUCGCCCUCACAGAUCCCAAUGCAGCGGCUGCCCAGCAGGCCAUGCUCCAGCAGCAGCUCAGCGUGCUGGCGUACUCACCAUACGGAGACUCGCCGCUCUUCAGAAACCCGCUCUCAGACCCCAAGAAGAAGGAGGAGCGCCUGAAACCGACCAAUCCGACGGCUCAGAAGGCUCUGACCACGCCCACUCACUACAAGCUGACUCCGCGUCCUGCGACCAGGGUGCGGCCCAAAGCGCUGACGUCUUCCGGAGCCUCCAAGUCGCAGCUUUUUGACGGCCUGGAUGACGACGAGCCGUCGCUCACCAACGGAGCCUUCGUGCCGAGGAAGAGCAUCAAGAAGCUCGUGCUGAAGAACCUGAACAACAGUCAGUACAGCAGUCCUCUGAACAAGGAGAGCGACGACCUUGCCUCGCCGUCAGAGUACCCACAGAACGGACACAGCCACGUGGAGGAGGAAGAGGAGCAGCUGAGGAGGGUGGCGGGCCCCGGCAGGCGGGCCGACGACGACCCGGAGGUCACUCAGUUCUACGUCAACCCCAUCGCCAAGCCAAUCCCACAGGGCCGCGCCCACGCCAGCCCAGACACCAUCAGCGACCUGAACAUGCACAAAGGCUCGAGGAACGGCCUCGAGCUGAGCAACGAUGACGUGUCUGCGUCCUUCGGCGAGGAGUCUCUGCAGGAGGAGCGAGAGGAGGAGCAGCAGCUGUCCCAGCAGUCUCCGCACCCUGCAGGCAUCGUUCUGAAUCGUGUGGGCUAUUACACCAUCCCCUCCAUGGACGAGCUCGCCGACAUGGUGGACGAAAACGGGGAGUGCACCGUGGAGAACUUCACCAUCGGCAGGAAAGGUUACGGCUCCAUCUUCUUCCCCGGCGAGGUGAACGUGUCGGGACUGAACCUCGACGAAAUCGUCCACUUCAGACGCAAAGAGGUCAUCGUGUACCCGGACGACAAGAGCAAGCCGCCGGAGGGGGAGGGGCUUAACAGGCGCGCGGAGGUGACUCUGGACGGCGUUUGGCCGAACGACAAGACUGCGUGCACCCAGAUCAGGAGCCAGCGUCUGAGCGACAUGAACUACGAGGGCCGGCUGGAGAAGGCGUCGCGCAAGCAGGGAGCUCGCUUCCUGGAGUACCGCCCUGAGACCGGGUCCUGGGUGUUCGAGGUGGCGCACUUCUCCAAGUACGGCCUGCAGGACUCGGACGAAGACGAGGACGUCCCGCCGAAAGCCGAAGCCAAGAAGCUGAAGACGCUCCUCCUCCCGGCUGCAGCAGCAACAGCUUCCCCCCUCUCAGCAGCAGGCAUCGCCAUCAUGGAGCACCAGGGCGGCGCCAUCGAGCUCGACAGCGACAUGGCUGACAUCACCCAGAGCUUCCGACAGAGAGCAGCUGGGAGGAGAGGAAGACUGCGACUGCUGGCGUGCGAGACGGACAGACGAUCUCCAAGCUCGGCGUGGGCGGGGCUGGCCGUCCCCUUCACGCUGCCCUCCGGAUCGGAGCUUCAUUUAGGACGGUUGGCGUUCGGCGGCUCGGCGGCCCGUCCCCUCAAAGAGUCGAUCACUCACGGGAAGGGAGGUUUACUCAUGGACACCGGGCUGUUCGCCGUGCGCUCCUUCCGGGUCGGGUGGGGUCCCGGCUGGACGCUCGCACACUGCGGAGCAAACCGUAAGAGCCACGAACACGCCGCACGCCAACACAUCAGCCAGGCUGCGUCUAUAGUUACCAUGACAACAUGGCUCCAUUAUACUCACAGAAAGCCCUACAAGGUAGUGGUGGAGCAGGUGGUGGGUCUGGAGCCUCCCAGAGGGAAAACCAUUGAGAAGAGGAAGAUGAAGCGAGCCAGCGCUGCUGGGGUACUGGGCCGAGUCUGGACUCUGUGUGCGGCGCGUGGCCGGCUGGGCCCCUCGGAUCAGGAGGCCGAGGUGCUCAGCGAGUACGAGCAGCAGCUGGAGAGGAGGCGGAGCUUCUCGGCCUGGCUGUCCGGUGCCUCCCACAGGGUGGAGGAGGUGGCUUUGCGGGAAAG